CACUUCUUCACUAUCUUUUCAUUUUAAUGUUAAGACUCACUGAAAUGUUAUUUCUGGUGAUGAUUUGAAAUGUUCAAAGUGCUGCUGUUGGUUCAUGUUAUAGCUUCACAACUGAAAGCCAUACACUGCGUUUGGAUAGUAUUCAGACCCCUUCCCUUUUUCCACAUUUUGCUACUUUAGUCUUAUUGUAAAAUGCAUGAAAUAAUUUUUCCUUAUCAAUCCACACACAAAACACACAUUUCUAAAAAACUUUUUUUUGUUAUUAUGGGGUAUUGUGUUUAGAUUGAGGGGAGAAAACAAUUUCAUCCCUUUUAGAACAACGUAACAGUAAGGGGGAAUGUUAGUGCGAAUGUUAGUUGACAAAAGGCUUUUUUGAGGUUGGGCUGUGAAAGGGGGGGUGCUGUGAGAUUAUUUAAGAUGCCCUGAAGAGGUAGGGUUUCUGAUGUUUUCACUAGAUGGGCAGGUAGCUUCAGGGGGGAGCUGGUUACAACAUUGGGGUGCCAGGACAGAAAAGAGCUUGGACAGGCUGAGAGGGAGCUGCCCUCCUGUAGGGGUGGGAGAAUGGACUGCUCGGGUGUUGGGUUUGAGCCUGAAGGUGUUUUGGCCUGUUUUGGCCAACGAGAUUUGAUCGCCACAAUGCCAGAUAAACUGGAUGGACUGACUGGCUCCUGUGUGGAAAUCCCAUGUUCAUUUGAUAUUCCUGAACAACAUAAGGAUAAAUUUAACAGUGCAAUACAAACCUCUGGAGUGUGGAUUAAAGAAUCACCACAGUUUGGUGGGAGUCCGGACAAUGUGAUAUUUAACAGUAGUGAGACGGUCAACAGAUAUCAAGGGAAUAUAACUGGCAACAUGUCCCAGAAGUACUGCACCACAGUCCUCUUCAAUGUAACCACCAGUUACACUAAUAGAUACUUCUUCAGGAUUGAGAGUCAACCAUUCCGUGCAACAGACAAUGAAAAGUCUGUUAAAAUAGUUGUCAGAGAUUUGCCUUCCAGUCCCAACAUUACUGUCUCAGGUGAGGUGAAGGAAGGGACCCCUGUCAGCUUGAACUGCUUUGCUGUCGCUCCCUGUCCUGAACACCCCCCUGAGCUGACAUGGACUCUCCCAACACAGUUCACAACUGAGAAGCAACUGCAUGAGAAUCCAGAUUUAACCAAAUCAGUUCUCUCCAUGGUGACCUUCACUCCGUCAUACCUUCAUCAUGAGAAGAACAUCACUUGUACUGCAGUCUACCCAGUAGGGACAAGCAACAAGACAGCUGAACAUAACAUGAUGCUUAACGUUUCAUUCUCUCCUAAGAACACCUCGGCCUCCAUCAGUCCAGCUGAUCCAGUAUUAGUGGGCAGCUGUGUAAAUCUGACCUGCAGCAGUACAGCCAACCCUCCUGUGACAAACUUCACCUGGUUCCAGAUCAGUGGGGAUAAAAGAAUACAGGUAGCAUCUGGACUGAGUUACUCCCUUAAUGUGACUGUUGGUGAUGGAGGACUGUACUUCUGUGAAGCAAGAAAUAGUCAAGGCUGUGGCAAGUCAAAGGAAGUGCAACUGGCUAUUAAAGAGCCAAAAACCUCAAUGGUUGUUGGGGUUGCAGCAGGAACUCUGGGGGCCUUUUUGUUCAUCAGCCUGAUCAGUGUUUUUGUAUGGAGGAGAAACUCUAGGCUCCACGAUGGACUUGAAAGCACAGACAAUCCACAGGGACAGAACUCCCCGGUUGGGACAGUGUGUGCUAACCAGGCCACAGCCGGAGAGGAACCAGAGGAACCUGCAGAAGACCAGUCUGAAGAGAUCCACUACGGUGACAUAGACUUCUCCAAACUACAGCCCAAAGAGACCCCAGCUGCAGCCCAGGAUAGGGUCCAGGGACAGGAGAGUGAGUACGCUGAAGUCAAUGUGACCGGGAGAGGGGACAAGGUACAACACCGUAACAACCUAGAUGGGCUUUAUGCACAAGUGAAUUAAAGAGGUGCAUGUUAAUUUUCCAAUGGGUAUUAAGUGUUUUUUGUACAGUAUUGUCAUUGUGUAUCAGUUUUCUAUUUGUACUUUUGUUACAUUUAUAAUUGUGUUCUCUUUGAUUAUCUGCAUAUUUGUAGAAUUUGCUGGGUUGAAAAGUGUUUAACUGUUACUGUAGUGGUGAUACGAUGAUGUUGGCUACUCUUUAUUUUAGACCAUUUAUUUUUAGUGUUGAGUUCACAGAGCAUCUGUUUAAUGGGUUCCAGUAUAGAGGAACUGCUGAGUUCAACUAGACAACUGAAGGCAGUUUAAGUCCAUAUAAAGUCAAUUAGGACUGAGGAGAGAAGACACAGUUAGUUGUAGAGACUGUGGUCUGAUACAAGACAGGAAGUUGGUGAAGUAAGUCUACAUGAUGGCAGAAUGGUGUUAACAUCUACUAGUCACUGUUUAUCUUAAUAUUUUGUGCAGUUCCCAGAAUAACAAUACAAUAUAUUUUCAGUUCAUAUCUAUUUAGAAGUUGUUGUGUCAGUUUUUGUGUUGAGUGUUAAAUCAAAGAAACAAUUGAGACGGAAUUUAAGGUUGUUUAUUAAUUGCCCUGUAAUUAAAACCGUUACAUUCAA
Salvelinus fontinalis (brook trout) is the source of this 2567-nucleotide messenger RNA. Its product is annotated as B-cell receptor CD22-like. The transcript is spliced from 7 exons. Lineage: Eukaryota; Metazoa; Chordata; Actinopteri; Salmoniformes; Salmonidae. The record is from RefSeq and is a predicted model, not a curated record. The coding region runs from base 562 to 1956 and encodes 464 amino acids.